Molecule: messenger RNA, 1041 nt
Organism: Rotaria socialis
Lineage: Eukaryota; Metazoa; Rotifera; Eurotatoria; Philodinida; Philodinidae
Source: the annotation of a GenBank genome assembly
AUGAAUGCCGAUUUCUUUUCUGUAUUGACUUUCGUUUUUUGGUCAGCAAAUCUAACAACAGCAAUUUCCUUGCAAUCGUUUUCUAAUGUCUCUGAAAGAAAUACAGCAUCGAUAGGAUUAAUUGGUGAUCCUAACGAUGUAAGUGCCAGGACAGUUGGAGCUACGAUAAUUGUUGGCGGUGGUCAAGAUGUCGAUGAAGUUUAUCAAUGGAUGAUUGAAAAAGCAGGUGGUGGCGAUUUUGUUGUACUGCGAGCUUCUGGUACUGAUGCUUACAACAGUUAUAUUUAUGAAUUAGGCUCCAUAAAUUCUGUUGAAACUCUACUCAUUGAUUCCCGAACGCUGGCUAACAAUGCUCUAGUUGAAAAGACGAUAUUAAGUGCCGAGGCAGUAUUUAUUGCUGGUGGUGAUCAAGCAAACUAUGUUAACUUCUGGAAGGAUACGAAGGUACAUCAUGCACUUAAUUUUGUACGUAAUGUUAAAAAAAUACCAGUUGGUGGUACGUCAGCGGGUUGUGCUAUUCUAGGUGAAGCUUAUUUUUCAGCACUCGAGGGAACCGUUACGUCUCCCGAAGCUCUAAACAAUCCGUACAUGAACCUGGUUACACUUGGUUAUAAGGAUUUUAUGAAUCAACCCUAUCUGUCCAAUGUUAUUACCGAUAGUCAUUUUGAUAAUCGUGAUCGCCAUGGUCGUCUCGUAACAUUCCUUGCUCGUAUGAAUCAUGACCAUGGAAUACUAGCUCGUGGUAUAGGACUUGAUGAAUCGACUGCUGUUUGCAUUGAAUCCAAUGGCACUGGUAAAAUAAUAGGCUUUGGAAGUGCUUAUUUUCUUACACAAAAUGGAAUGGAUAGUACACCUGAAACAUGUCGCGAUGGCUCACCUCUAGAUUGGUAUCGAUAUCAAAAGGCUGUAAAAGUUUACAAAAUUCAAGCAACUACCGAUGGUUCACACACUUUUGACCUUAACACAUGGGGUUCUGGUACUGGUGGAAUUCAUAUGUAUUACUAUGUGCGUGGUGGCGUACUCUAUAAAACUUUUUAUUAA